Molecule: messenger RNA, 1839 nt
Organism: Trypanosoma rangeli
Lineage: Eukaryota; Euglenozoa; Kinetoplastea; Trypanosomatida; Trypanosomatidae
Exons: 1
Coding region: 1-1839 (612 amino acids)
Biological process (GO): interkinetic nuclear migration; positive regulation of centriole elongation; centrosome cycle
Cellular component (GO): centrosome; centriole
Source: RefSeq, a predicted model, not a curated record
AUGCGUAGCAUCCUUUUCCCUUCUUCCAUAUGUAUAUUUGCCUGGGCCUCUGCCCCUAAACGCAUCGGACAUGAUCCUCUCCACAGUGCAUAUAAAAUAGAUAGCGAGCCGCUAGCGAUGGAGGUGGAUGCUGAUCUUGGUUCCGUAUCGGCUGCAUUUCGCGGCACCGAGGAGUACGCCGCUGCGUUUGACUUGGAGGUGUGGAAGGCGCAGCAGCAGGCGCGACUGCGAAGUGAGUUGAACGAGGAGAAGACACGGCUGCGGAGGGAAUUGGCUGCGGAGGUGCGAAAAAAGGAGGAGGAGCGUCUAGGCGAGUUGGAUGCAUUCCGCCAGGACCUGGAGCAGGUGGCACGACGGCUGCAGCUGCGGGAGGAAACGCUGCAGAAGCGCAUCUUACAGUUCGAGACGCGUGAGGCGGUGUUUGAAGCGCGGCGGGUGAAGGUUGCGGAACAGCACGAACAACACCUGCUCUCGGUUGAGGACCGCACACGCCGGCAGCUGGAGGAGGCCGUGGUGCGUGAGGGUCUGCUCCAGGCACAACUGCGGGAGCGUGAGGGCAUCGUCGCCCGCCUCGAGGAGAAGCUUCGGGCGGCGGAGAGCGAGCACGACACAAUGCAACGAUGCCUGGCUCGCACCGUCGCGGAAGACAGGGACAAGAUGCAGGUGAUGCGGUUGGAAGAAACGUCGGCCGCAGCCAAUGCGGCGGUGACUAUGCUGCAGCUAAAGUUAAAAGAGCGCGAGACGGAAUUAGCGUUGACACGGAAGGAGCGCGACCAGUUCCAGGAGGCGGCAAAACAGUGUCGGAGCGAGUUGUGUCAACUCACCCGCCGUUACAGUGAACUACAGCAGCGGUGGCACCAGCGCGAGCGGACGCUGCUGGAUGACGAGCACCGACGGCUGGAGGAAACCAAGCGGCAGCAUCAGCUUCUCGCACUUCAGACCGGGAGCAGGGCAAGAAGCAUUCAUCGCUGCGACCUGCUCGGUCUUCAGGCUGCUGAAGGUAUUGUUUCGAAGGCAGUUAAAGACGAGCUUGCCACUCGCGGCAAUCCCGCUGCUGACCCCAGUGCAUUCCUCAAGGAGCUACAAGCUGAGGUAGCGCAGGGUCUACGUGAGCUUCGGACCAGAGAAAAAAAGAAGGGAAGGAAGGCGAAGGCGAGCGGCGCCACCUCCGCGGGGCCAGGCGUAAUCUACGCCGAGGUGUCACCACCACGCCAGGGGGUGCGUCCCUCAUACGUACGAAGGAGUGAUGGGGUUGCUGUUAGAGAAGAGGCUGCGGAACCGGGGCGGCACCGGCCGCAUGAGGUCUUGCAGCUGCCAGCGACCCGUGAUGACGCUGCUAACUCAACGCUUUCGUCUCUGACGCAACGCGGGAGUGAGGGGCAGCGAGAGUCGACGGAGCCGUACCACAGUCCGCUAGAGGAUAAGCCCCAAGUAAGCGGGAUGGAGGAGGAGGAGGCCGACGUUGAUGUUUCCUCGUCUUACUGCUACGCAGACGUGGAGUCGUGGAUUGCGGAAAGGGAAGAGCUUCGUGACAUGCCGAAAUAUGAGGUGGUAAAAGAUGUGGCGCGGAGUUCGUUGCCUCCUCUCCCAUCCACCGCGGCCGCAUCGCCGCAGCCCACUCCGCCGUUGCCGGAGGAUUUUCUUCAGGCGUCGCGGGCGACCCUUCCGUCUGCCUCACAGGCAUCUACCCGGGAAGAAAUGGCGGCGUUCGUCAAUAAGCUGCGUGUGAACAAGCAGCGGCUGAUUGAGUCGGGCGUGUACACGGAGGAUGACACCCUUUUGAGGGAGAUGACCGACAAAAUCGCACUAUACGAAGAUUUCUUGCUGCGGCAUUUCUGA